Oncorhynchus masou masou (cherry salmon) is the source of this 4852-nucleotide messenger RNA. Its product is annotated as rab11 family-interacting protein 1-like. Bases 101 to 4360 code for a protein of 1419 amino acids. Lineage: Eukaryota; Metazoa; Chordata; Actinopteri; Salmoniformes; Salmonidae. The record is from RefSeq and is a predicted model, not a curated record. Gene Ontology annotation, molecular function: small GTPase binding. The transcript is spliced from 6 exons. Gene Ontology annotation, biological process: regulated exocytosis. Gene Ontology annotation, cellular component: intracellular membrane-bounded organelle.
UUUUCCUCUGGCGAGGUACUCUAAUGUAUCUACUUAGCACACCGAAACGUUUCUAGACGGUAUUGGUUUUCCUCGGGCUAAACCUCCGUAGGUGUCAGCCAUGUCUCUAUCAGACCAGAGCCGACAGUGUUAUCCAACCAGUGUACAGGUAACUGUGGUUCAGGCAAGAAGCCUGAGGAUAAAGGGGAAAAAUGGCACCAACGACGCAUACGCCAUCAUGCAGGUGGCCAAGGAUAAAUUCGCUACAUCGGUGGCAGAGAAGAGCGUUGCACCGGUGUGGAAAGAAGAGGCCACGUUCGAGCUGCCGCUCUUCCACAACGGUAACACAGAAAAGCGUAUGUUGCACGUCCAUGUAAUGCACCGGGCUCUCGUGGGACCUGACAAGUUGCUCGGCCAAGCAGUCAUCAACCUGUUGGAGCUCAGCGAGGUUAAAUCCCGUAAUAAGACUGAAUGGCAUAAACUGCUGGACAAGGCAGGCAAGCCAGACAAAGACCGGGGAGAGGUGCAGGUGGACAUCCAGUUUAUGAAGAAUAACAUGACAGCCAGCAUGUUCGACCUCUCUGCUACAGAAAAGCCGCACUCCCGCCUGGGAAGGUUCAAGGACAAGGUGCGAGGCAAAAAGGAGGGUCUGUCGGACACUGCGUCUGCCGUGGUACCAUCCUUCACCCAGGUUCUGACGGACAGCGAGGGGGAGGGAGAGGGGGGUACAGACAAAGGAGAGAAAAAGAAGAAAAACAAGCUGAAGUCUCUGUUUUCUCCCAAGUCUAACCUGCAGCGUCACGGACUGUCUCAGUCUAUGUCUGUCCUGGGCCCUCUGCCUGAGAAGAACUCCUCAUUGAGUGGCAGCCGCUCCACAAGCCUCAAUGUGGACUCCUCUGAAGGUAAAAAUAAAUUAAAGUUUCAGACCCAUAAGCGCACAAGCAGUUCUCUGUCCCUAGGGCGCUCUAAGAUUCCUGUCCUGCUUGCAGAGCAGAGUAACCUGUGCAUCAACGGCACUCACAUGUACACAGAGGAGCCCCAGCCCCGGAGCGCCCGCACUGGCUCCAACUUUAGCCUGGCCAGCUCAGGCCUUGCCUCCAUGGAAGACCUGCGCAAGGCCCAGGGUCGUAAGAGCUCCGGCACCUCCAUGGACUCCUUCAGGGCCCUGAAGCAGCCUUCGACCUGGGCAGAGGAAGAAGAGAGGGCUAUGUUGGAUGAGGAGAGGAAGAAAAAGGAAGUGCAGGAGAGGAAGAAGUUAGACGAGGAACAAGAGAAAAGCAGGAUUACGGAGGAGGAGGGGGAAGAAAUGAGGCUAGAAGAGGAACAGGAGGAGAGGAGUCUGAAGGUGGAGGGAGAGAACAGCAUUUGGAAGGAAGACCAGGAAAAGUGGAGGUUAGAGGAGAAAAGGAGAGAAAUGGAGGAACAAGAGAGGUGGGAAGAAGAGGAAAGAAUUAGGAGAGAAGAACAUGAAAUAAUGAGGGAGGAUAUACUGAGAAAGGAGGACGAGAGGAAAAUGAGGGAGGUGGAGGAAAGAUUGAAGAGGGAGAAAGAUGAGAGGAUUAAGAAGGAAGAAAGGAUUAGGAGAGAACAGGAGGAGGGUAUGCAAAGAAGAGAGGAAGAGGAGAGGAAGAUGAGGGAGGAGGAAGAAAGACUAAGGAGGGAACAGGAGGAUAUACUGAGAAAAAUAAGGGAGGAGGAAAGGAGGGGUGAAGAAAGAAUAAAGAGAGAGGCUGAAGAAAAAAUGAAGAGAGAGGAAAACAGAGUGAAGGAGGAGGAGGAAGAAAGGAGGAGGUUUGAGGAGGAGGAAGAAAGAAUGAAGAGAGAGGAUGAUAGGCUGAAGGAGGGGGAAGAAGAAAAGAGGAUUGAGGCGGAAGAAGAGAGAAUGAAGAGAGAGGACAGAGUGAGGGAGGAGGAGGAAGAAAGGAGGAGGAGGAUUGAGGAAGGAAGAAUGAAGAGAGAGGCUGAAGAAAGAAUGAAGAGAGAGGAGGACAGAGUGAGGAAGGAGGAGGAGGAGGAAGAAAGGAGGAGGAGGAUUGAGGAGGAAGAAGGAAGAAUGAAGAGAGAGGCUGAAGAAGAAAGAAUGAAGAGAGAGGAGGAUAGGCUGAGAAAGGAGGAAGAGCUUAGGAAGAUUAGGGAAAAGGAAGAAAGGCUAAAGAGGGAGGAGGAGGACGAUAUGCGGAGAAAUGAAGAAGAGCAGAGGAAAAUGAAGAAUGAGGACGAAAGGAGAAUAGAGCAGGAGAUGUUGAGAAAGGAAGAAGCAGAAAGAACGAGGCUUGAAGAGGAAAGGGAAGAGGAUAGAAGAAGAGAUGAGGAGCAGGGAAAACUGAUGGAGGCGAAAGAGAGGUUUAGGGUGGAUGAAGAAAAUAUGAAAAAAGAGGAUUUGAGAGGACAGGAAGAAGAGAUGACAGAGAAGGAGAAAAAGAGGAAUGCACAGAUGGAGAAAAAUCAAAGGCAUGAGGAGGUGAGGGUAAAGUUGGACAAAGUUGAACAACCGAUAAAGCAGAAUAGAGAGGCAGAGGCCAUCGUGUGCAAUAAUCCUUUUGAGGAAGUCUCUCCUACCACUUCAUGUGAUGACAACUCUUCAAAUAUCCUGUUUGAGGAGACCCCCACAACUUCUCCUACUGGUCCCAUCAGCUGCCGAACAAAUAAAGUAUCAGCAGUCAACCAGAGACCCUCUUCAUGUGUGAACCCUUCUCAGCCUAGUGUGUCUUCCAACCCCUUCUUAUCGUUCUUGUCUCCUGAAAUUGAGAUUUCUAUGGACUCCCCUAGAGUCGAUGGGGAAACCAGAAGCACCCAGGACUCGUCUACUGAUCUAAUGGAGAAGAAAGACACUGCCCCUCUGCUCCUCAACCAGCGCUGGGCUCGUAUGGACAACUGGCCUAGCAAGGGCAACGGUCAAUCUGUCACAGUGAAUCUCGUCCGAACAAAGCCAACUAAACAGCCACCUCCUCCAAUACGCCAAUCUUCCACGUCACUGGUGGGAUGCGGGGAUAACCAGGAGAGUGUUAGUGGUCAGGACGAUUCCAGUAUCAGGAUGGACAAGGGUCCUGCUCCAGAUAGACCAACCCAGGCUCCAAACCAGACACAUAGGGACCAGAGUAUGACUAGAGUGAACCUGGGACAUAAGGACAUAGGUGCCUCCAUGUCCAAGGUCUCUCAACGUGUAGUACAGAUUAUCACACCACUGAGAUUUUCCUCCACAGCUACAACAGAACACACAAGUGGAGGCCAGAGCUCUACCCACCAUGGGAACCAACCAGAACAAGAAAUGCCAUCUGCCACUGGGGGGUUGAGGGUGGCUAAACACAAUAAAGGUCCAGCACCUUCUAGGCCGCAGUACCCUCCAGGGAAGACAAUGCCAAAAGUUGAUGUAAUAGAUAAGCAAUUGAAUACUGAGGAACAUGACUCUUUGGUUGAGUUUGAUCCAAAUAAUCCCUUUGCAGAAGACUGCAGAAUGGAGAAGUCCUCUGGACAUGGUGAAGAACAGAGACUAACUGGUGAAUAUCAGGAGAGCCUAGACUCUCCCAAUCAUCAGAGUUGUACCUCCAUAGAAGCAAAUCCAGGUUCAAUGCAGAAUAGUGUGGUUAGCGACUCAAUGGAGCUUCCAACUCCAGAUGUUCUCCUAGCUGAGGAUGGCUCCCGUCCCACCAAAAACUCAUUAGCAGAGCUGGUCUGUGUUCCCUUGCUUCCAUUGAAGAAAACAUCCAUCUCUAGAGAGGAGGAUACUGGUAAACAGAGUUCUGGAAAACUACAAAGCCCAGGGGCUUCCUCUUUUAGGAAGCUUUCCUCAAGUAUCUCAGAAAAACUGCAGAAUCGAGGUGUGGGUAUGGCACGAACUUGUGUUACCAUUGCCCAGCCCCCAUGUGUACCCUCACCUGCCCCCUCCAUCUUACCCCAACCCAAGCCCCUGAAGGGAUCAGGGGGCAGGAGUAACUGUCCUCCCCAGACAAGCUCUCUCCCUGGCCAGAGGACCCUGCUUCAGGCUGGAGCUAUGUCCUCCGUUGCAGAGCAUUGCAGUGGAGAGGAGGCGGGAGGGAGAAGGGACAGGCCUACCUCAAGCACACACAGGCCCCAUCCAGUAAAGCCCCUGAGCUCCCUGGAAAACCAGCCAGCCUCCAACAUCCAGGAGAGGCAGGCUGGCGUAUCUACAGGAAUCCUCGGUGUCCUUCAAGAGAAGAUAAAGGUCAAAGACACAGGGGUCAAAGGUCAGUACUCCCAGCUGACCCAGGAGGAGCUGAUCUCCCUGGUGGUGAAGCAGCAGGACCAGCUCUCCAAGAGGGACAAUAAGAUCAAGGAGCUGGAGCAGUACAUUGACAACCUGCUGGUGCGCAUCAUUGAGGAGCAACCCAGUAUCCUGAUGUCCAUGAACUCACUCAAAUGAGACGUCUAGAAAUCUAUAUUUCUCCAUCCUGUUCCUAAUCAUUCAGAGCAAAGCUUCCUAGAUGUUUAUCUCCCUUAAUGCCUAUGUGUUAGGCUGUUUGAAGAAUUCCUGCUUGCCUCCCAAAGAACGUUUCAUUCACCUAUGUAUAACAUACCAAGCACUGGCUUUGUCUAUUCCUACUGAACAGAUGCACUUUUGAUUGUUCAUUACAUUUUGAAUGUUGUCUAAACUUUGAAUAAUCGUAUCUUAACAACUACACGGGUGAUAGUGUGCAAGGCUCUAUGGUGUGUGUGUGUGUGUAUUAAAGACCGUAUAAGAACAUGAACCAAAUCCACACAGGCCUGUUGGGAGGUUCUGUACAUUUUUGGCAGUUGAUAUGUCUUUCUAUUAAUGUUUUGAUGUGCUUGUAAGGAGGAGUGUGAUAUGAAGGCAACAACACUGAAGAAGGAAUUGAAUAGUAAAAAAUGAAAUAAAAAAGAAAGCAACAGAACA